UUUAGCCCAUAUAAACAGUAUCUCUAAAUUCUUUGCGCGUCUUAUAAAUAAGACUACUCGCCGAUCAUUCAGUGUUAGAUUUUUGCUCAAGGAAUAAGCAGUAAAUUUUUUGCAUAAAAUUGUUUCACAUACAAAUACAAAAUGUUUGCAGUAUGCCAAGUUGGAUACCUUGCAGUUUUGACGGUCUUCGUUCUUAUACAAGAUGGACUUGCGCUCAAGUGUUACACGUGCAAUAAUAAUAAAAACACCGACUGUGGUCCCACCUUCACCAUGACGGGAGCGGCUGAGAAGGCUGCCCUCUUGGAGUGCAAGGGUGCAUACGCCGCCUGCCGGAAGUUCGUCAUUGACGAUACACCCAAACGUAGGUGUGGGUUGGUGCAAUGGCACUGUUAUUGUAACCCGAGAUUGCUACACCAUGAACGCAAGCGUUACCAUGGAUAUGUUAUGCACUGACAUCGUGCUGACAGGAAAGUCUUGCUAUUGCAACACCGAUGGAUGUAACAGCCAAACCGCUAACGUCGCGUCAUUGGCUAUUGUAUUCACCUCCCUGAUAAUGUUUUUCGUUUAUGCUCAAUUUUAUUAAUUAACACCCGCCAAAGGCGGAGGAUAUAGAAUUGACGUUGCCCGUCUGUCCGUCAGUCCGUCCUUCCGUCCGUCACAACACUUGUUAGAGCGAUAUCUCAGAAACUAUAUAAGAUAUUAACAUGAACCUUUCAUCAAUCUGUAUAGCUAUCAAUGAGGAGAAGUCCCAUGCACACGAACCAUAACAAUAUACUUUCUUUAAUAAAAAAUAUCGGUCUUUGCUUAUUGUGUAUGUUGUAACUUUUCAGGGCUAAAUCUCUGAUACCAUGCAAAACUUAAACAUGCAAUUUAAUGGGUGUAUUGAUAUAAAUGAGGAGCAUUGCCAUGCUUUAGAACCAUCAAUAAGGAGCAUUGUAAUUCAUAGAAACAAGCAUCCUAAAUUUGAUUAUUGUUAUGAUUAUACCGUAAAUUAAUGGAUGUGCACCCAUCCAUAAACAAAACUUAUUUACCGGGGGAUAUUAAUUUAAUGUAUUUGCUUGUAAUGUGAUCAAUUUUGUAUUACUGUUUUAAACAUUUGUUUACUCGUGUUAUAUUCAGAUUAUACCAUGACCAUUUUUUUUAAUAUGUAGCAUAUCGUUUACUAUGUAUUGACUUUUGUCGCUAAAACAAUGCACACGCGCAUGUUUCUAUAGUUAUAUGAUGUUGACUGAUGUAUAUUGUUUGCAGAACGUUUUUUAUCACACGAAAUACAUGUAGCUUUCUUGCAUAUUUGAAUGUUUUAUGUUCGAGGAUUAAAUGUUGUAAAUAGA
Molecule: messenger RNA, 1331 nt
Organism: Dreissena polymorpha
Lineage: Eukaryota; Metazoa; Mollusca; Bivalvia; Myida; Dreissenidae
Exons: 3
Coding region: 142-453 (103 amino acids)
Biological process (GO): regulation of synaptic transmission, cholinergic; positive regulation of voltage-gated potassium channel activity; sleep
Source: RefSeq, a predicted model, not a curated record